AUGGCGUUCUACAAUGGCUUGGUGGUCUUUGCCGCCAGUAAUCCAUUUACCGCAGGUUUGGCCUUGGCCAUCGCCGCUCUGGUAGCUUAUGAAGCCUAUCUGAUCCUCUGGCACCCCCUUGCGCGCAUUCCGGGACCGCUGGUGGCCAAAAUCUCUCCCUUUUGGUUGCUUUACCAUUGCUACAUUGGAGACGAACUCACCACCGUCCGUCGACUCCACUUUGAAUACGGUCCGGUCGUUCGAAUCUCUUCGUCCAAGGUUGACAUCUCGGACGCCGACGCGAUAGCUCCUCUGUACAUCACGCAAGGUGGCUUCCUGAAAGACCGUUGCUACGAGAAUUUCGCCAUUGAUGGCCAUUUGACCAUUUUCUCCACGGUGGAUAUGGCCAAGAGAGCGCCCCGGGUCAAGGCCGUCAUGCCUCUCUUCUCGACCAGCGCCAUACGAGCAAGCACCAGCAAACUCUACGGGUGUUGCGACCAGUUCAUCCUGCGGCUGAAAAACGAAAUAAACAGCGGGCAACCAGUCAAUAUCCUCAACACAGGACGGUCGCUGGCGAUCGACCUGGUGACCACGCACUUGCUCCAGCACAACUAUGACGGCACACACGAGAAGGAGCUUCCACGGUUGAGCGCCAGUGCGUUCGUGGAUUCGAUCAUCGCCGUCGGGCGAUUCUUCUAUCUGCCGCCAGAAGUGUUCAAGGCCUUGACGUGGACGAUCAGGAAGAUCAUGCCAACCGACCACAUAAAAACUAGCAGUGACAUGAUGGAUCAGUUCAUCAACCUCAUCUUGGCGAACACAAAGAAGGGAGAUGCAACUUAUGCAGGGAGACUGAUGGAUACAGAUAUAUCAGUGGGCGAGCUUCGGGCACAGGUCAAGGACUUGAUGCUUGCGGGGACCGAUUCCACGGGCACCAAUAUUGGCUAUCUGGUACGAGCUUUGGUGAUGGACCAGUCAAAACUCACGAUCCUCGAAAAGGAACUCGAAGAGAACAAGAAGUCAGCAAAUCCCGUGGACAUCCAAAGCCUGCCCUAUCUCUCUGGAGCGGUCAAGGAGUCCUUCCGCCUCAGCAUGGCCAGUUCCGGCCGUCUCCCUCGCCAGAUGCCGCCUGGCGGCUGGACAUUCAAAGGCCAUUAUUUCCCGCCCGGUGUCGAGGUAGGAUGUACUGCGUUUGUGAUGGGGUUGGAUCCCGACGUUUUCCCCGAGCCCGAGAAGUUCAAGCCCGAGCGCUGGAGCACGGCAGACGACGCCCAUCGGGAACAGAUGCACAAGCAAUUCUUCCCGUUUGGCGUCGGCAGCCGCAUGUGCAUCGCUCGGAACUUGGCCACAUCGAACCUGCACAUGCUUCUUGAGAAGUUGGUCGAAAGUAGGGUUUUGCACGGGGCGAAAAUGUGCCAGGAGGAACUGGAGUGGCACGAAUGGUUCAACGUGCACAUCAAAGGAGACAAGAUUCUUCUUGAAUGGCCCGAGGGCUUGAAAUGCUAG
Messenger RNA from Exophiala xenobiotica, 1482 nucleotides. RefSeq lists its product as uncharacterized. Bases 1 to 1482 code for a protein of 493 amino acids. NCBI's taxonomy places the organism in Eukaryota, Fungi, Ascomycota, Eurotiomycetes, Chaetothyriales, Herpotrichiellaceae. Gene Ontology annotation, molecular function: oxidoreductase activity, acting on paired donors, with incorporation or reduction of molecular oxygen; iron ion binding; heme binding. The record is from RefSeq and is a predicted model, not a curated record. The transcript has 2 exons.